Ailuropoda melanoleuca (giant panda) is the source of this 2088-nucleotide messenger RNA. Its product is annotated as complement receptor type 1-like. The record is from RefSeq and is a predicted model, not a curated record. NCBI's taxonomy places the organism in Eukaryota, Metazoa, Chordata, Mammalia, Carnivora, Ursidae. The coding region runs from base 164 to 1714 and encodes 516 amino acids. The transcript has 10 exons.
UAUAAACAUUUUAAUGUAACUUAUAGCACUUGUUUUUUUUCCAGAAAUCUUUUGUCCAAAUCCUCCCUCUAUCCUUAAUGGGCACCACACCGGAACUUCUCAGGGAGACAUACCCUAUGGAAAGGAAAUUACGUACACGUGUGACCACCACCCAGCCAGAGGGAUGACCUUCAACCUCAUUGGGGAGAGCACCAUCCUCUGCACAAGUGAUGGUCAAGGGAAUGGGAUUUGGAGCGGCCCUGCCCCCCGCUGUGAACUCACUGGUCCUGCUGGUUACUGUAAAGCCCCAGAAGAGUUUCCAUUUGCCAAGCCUACAACCCUGACUGAUGAGUCUGAGUUUCCAAUUGGGACAUCUUUGGAUUAUGAAUGUUCCCCUGGGUAUUUUGAGGAUAUGUUUUCUAUCACCUGCUUAGAAAACUUGGUCUGGUCGAGUGCCGAAGGUAUCUGUAGACGAAAAUCAUGUGGAGCUCCACCAGAACCCUUCAAUGGCAUGGUGCAUAUAAACACAGAUACCCAGUUUGGGUCAACAAUUCAUUAUUCUUGUAAUGAAGGGUAUCGACUCAUUGGAUCCACUUCUGCAGCUUGUCUCCUCUUGGGCAGUACUGUCACUUGGGAUAAGGAAGCUCCUAUGUGUGAGGAAAUCUUCUGUCCAAAUCCUCCGUCUAUCCUUAAUGGGCACCACACCGGAACUUCUCAGGGAGACAUUCCCUAUGGAAAGGAAAUUACUUACGCGUGUGACCACCACCCAGCCAGAGGGAUGACCUUCAACCUCAUUGGGGAGAGCACCAUCCUCUGCACAAGUGAUGAUCAAGGGAACGGGGUUUGGAGCAGCCCUGCCCCCCGCUGUGAACUCGCUGGUCCUGCAGGAUGCCCACAUCCGCCCAAGAUCCACAAUGGGCAUUACAUUGAAGGGCAUGCGUCUCCUUAUCUUCCUGGGAUGAUCGUCAACUACACUUGUGACCCAGGCUACUUGUUGGUGGGAAGAGCCUUCAUAUUCUGCACAUACCAGGGAACCUGGAGCCAAUUUGAUCAUUAUUGCAAAGAGGUAACAUGUAUCCUCCCAGAAUUGAUGAAUGGAAUCCGGAAGGACCUGGAAAUGAGAAAAGUGUAUCGCUAUGGAGAUAAUAUAACUUUUGAGUGUGAAGAUGGGUAUACACUGAAAGGCAGUCCCCAGAGCCAGUGCCAGGCAGAUGACACAUGGAACCCUCCUCUGGCCAUAUGUACAUCUAGUCAAUGGAGCUGCAAGAAAUGUACAAGCAGUGCUCUCAUAGCCGGUAUUUUCUUUGGCGUGAUCUUCUUUCUUUCAUUCAUCAUUGGUUCUUGGUGGAUAAUUGUAAAGCACAAAAAAAGCAAUAAUACAGAUGAAACACCUAGAGAGAAGACCCAUUUACACCCUCAAGAAGACAGCAGUGUAAAGCCUCAAACUGCAAACGAAUCAGGACAACAGCAGGUACCUAAUGUAAAUACUGAAUUCGAAAUGUCUUCAAGAACUCAAACACUGAAAAUGGGAACAGGAUCCGCGUAUGUUGCUGCUCUAGUCGGAUCACUGGUACCAGGGAAGUUAGAAGGUACUUCAGGGAGGGGAAAGGCCUUGGUGGUUGUUUCUGAUGGAUUCUGGUUGUUUCCAGCGAGUUGGGUGAGGACUGUCGUCAGCGCUAUGCACAGGCACUGUUUUCACAAAGCACUCUUGUAUUUUUGUGCAGGGACGCUAUGAACCUUUGAGAAGGAAGCUUUCGUUUUUGUUGUGGAACCCAAGCAUUUGCCACGUGGGUGUGCCUCCGGGUCCCCCGCUUCCCUCAAAUGCACAGGGUCACCUCAGGAUCCUGUGGAGGCUUUGGGUUUCCCCUCCCCUGCUCCCCACUCUCCUUGAAUUCUCUGCCUCCCCUGGCCUCCUGUGACUGCCCUCUCCCUUCUGUCCCCCACACCUCAUGUCACCACACCUCAUGCCUGCAUUCCAGGAAUUCAAAGUAGCAGCUUACUAGCACAGCUGUUGUGUGGUAACUGUUUCUCGGUUUGCUAAAGGAUUGGGGUGAAAAGGGAGAUUAUGCUACAACCUGAAGUGGCACACAGGUAGGACUGAAUAUUAGA